Molecule: messenger RNA, 3500 nt
Organism: Trichosurus vulpecula (common brushtail)
Lineage: Eukaryota; Metazoa; Chordata; Mammalia; Diprotodontia; Phalangeridae
Gene: ADAMTS6
Product: ADAM metallopeptidase with thrombospondin type 1 motif 6
Exons: 24
Coding region: 26-3385 (1119 amino acids)
Biological process (GO): extracellular matrix organization; proteolysis
Cellular component (GO): extracellular matrix
Molecular function (GO): metalloendopeptidase activity
Source: RefSeq, a predicted model, not a curated record
CAACACAUCCAGUUUUUUCUAAAUUAUGGAAAUUUUGUGGAAGACGUUGACCUGGAUUUUGAGCCUCGUCAUGGCUUCAUCGGAAUUUCACAGUGACACCAGGCUUUCAUACCGCUCCCAAGAGGAAUUCCUGUCGUACCUUGAACACUACCAGCUCACCAUCCCAAUCAGGGUUGAUCAAAAUGGAGCUUUCCUCAGCUUUACUGUGAAAAAUGACAAACACUCAAGGAGAAGGCGGAGUACGGACCCUAUUGACCCACAGCAGGCAGGAUCUAAGUUAUUUUUCAAACUCUCAGCCUAUGGCAAGCACUUUCAUUUAAACUUGACUCUCAACACAGAUUUAGUGUCCAAACAUUUUACCGUGGAAUACUGGGGGAAAGAUGGGCCCCAGUGGAAGCAUGGUUUUUUAGACAACUGUCAUUACACAGGAUACUUACAAGAUCAACACAGCACAACUAAAGUGGCUAUGAGCAACUGCAUCGGGUUGCAUGGUGUUAUUGCUACAGAAGAUGAAGAGUAUUUUAUUGAGCCUUUAAGGAACGCUACAGAAGAGUCUAAACACUUUAGUUAUGAAAAUGGCCACCCUCAUGUUGUUUACAAAAAGUCUACACUUCAACAAAGGCAUCUAUAUGAUCACUCCCAUUGUGGUGUUUCAGAAGACCUCCCAAGAAGCAGCAAACCUUGGUGGUUGAAUGAUACUUCUGCUCGUCCAGCUUCCCUCCCAAUUAAUGACACUUUAAGCAGCCAUCUCAGACAGAAGAGAUCUGUCAGCACUGAGAGAUUUGUGGAGACGUUGGUUGUGGCAGACAAAAUGAUGGUGGGCUACCAUGGGCGCAAAGAUAUUGAACAUUACAUUUUGAGUGUAAUGAAUAUUGUUGCCAAACUUUACCGGGAUUCUAGCCUAGGAAACGUUGUGAAUAUCAUAGUGGCUCGUUUAAUUGUUCUGACCGAAGAUCAGCCAAACUUGGAGAUAAACCACCAUGCAGACAAGUCCCUCGAUAGCUUCUGUAAAUGGCAGAAAUCCAUUCUCUCCCACCAAAGUGAUGGAAACACCAUUCCAGAAAAUGGGAUUGCCCACCACGAUAAUGCGGUUCUUAUUACUAGAUAUGAUAUCUGCACUUACAAAAACAAGCCCUGUGGAACAUUGGGCUUGGCCUCUGUGGCUGGAAUGUGUGAGCCUGAAAGGAGCUGCAGCAUUAAUGAAGACAUUGGCCUGGGCUCCGCUUUUACCAUUGCUCAUGAGAUUGGUCACAAUUUUGGGAUGAACCAUGAUGGAAUUGGAAAUUCUUGUGGGACCAAAGGUCACGAAGCAGCAAAACUUAUGGCAGCUCACAUUACUGCAAACACCAAUCCUUUUUCCUGGUCUGCCUGCAGCAGGGACUACAUUACAAGCUUUCUAGAUUCAGGCCGUGGUACUUGCCUUGAUAAUGAGCCUCCCAAGCGUGACUUUCUUUAUCCAGCUGUGGCCCCAGGUCAGGUGUAUGAUGCUGAUGAACAGUGUCGUUUCCAGUAUGGAGCAACAUCCCGCCAGUGUAAAUAUGGGGAAGUGUGUAGAGAGCUCUGGUGUCUCAGCAAAAGUAAUCGCUGUGUUACCAACAGUAUUCCGGCUGCAGAAGGGACACUGUGCCAAACUGGGAGCAUUGAAAAAGGGUGGUGUUAUCAGGGAGAGUGUGUUCCUUUUGGCACUUGGCCCCAGAGCGUAGAUGGGGGCUGGGGUCCCUGGUCAAUAUGGGGAGAGUGCAGCAGGACCUGCGGGGGAGGCGUCUCCUCAUCCUUAAGACACUGUGACAGUCCAGCACCUUCAGGAGGUGGAAAAUAUUGCCUUGGGGAAAGGAAACGGUAUCGCUCCUGUAACACAGAUCCAUGCCCAUCAGGGGCCCGAGAUUUUCGAGAAAAACAGUGUGCGGAUUUUGACAAUAUGCCUUUCCGGGGAAAAUAUUAUAACUGGAAGCCCUACACUGGAGGUGGGGUGAAGCCCUGUGCAUUAAAUUGCUUGGCUGAAGGUUACAAUUUUUACACGGAACGUGCCCCUGCAGUGAUAGAUGGAACUCAGUGCAAUGCCGAUUCACUGGAUAUCUGUAUCAAUGGAGAAUGCAAGCAUGUAGGUUGUGAUAAUAUUUUGGGAUCUGAUGCUAGGGAAGACAGAUGUCGAGUCUGUGGAGGGGAUGGAAGCACAUGUGAUGCCAUUGAAGGGUUUUUCAAUGAUUCUUUGCCCAGAGGAGGCUACAUGGAAGUUGUGCAUAUUCCAAGAGGCUCUGUCCACAUUGAAGUCAGAGAGGUGGCCAUGUCAAAAAACUACAUUGCUUUAAAAUCUGAAGGAGAUGACUACUAUAUUAAUGGUGCCUGGACUAUUGACUGGCCAAGGAAGUUUGAUGUUGCUGGAACGGCUUUCCAUUACAAGAGGCCAACUGAUGAACCAGAGUCACUGGAAGCCCUAGGUCCCACCUCGGAAAAUCUCAUCAUCAUGAUUCUACUUCAGGAACAGAAUUUGGGAAUUAGAUAUAAGUUCAACGUUCCUAUCACUCGCACGGGCAGUGGAGACAAUGAAGUUGGCUUUGCAUGGAAUCAUCAGCCUUGGUCAGAAUGUUCAGCUACUUGUGCUGGAGGUAUCCAGAAGCAAGAGGUGGUGUGUAAAAGGUUAGAUGACAACUCUAUUGUCCAGAACAAUUACUGUGACCCUGAUGGCAAACCACCAGAAAACCAACGUGCUUGCAACACUGAACCUUGCCCACCUGAGUGGUUUAUUGGGGAUUGGAUGGAGUGCAGCAAGACCUGUGAUGGUGGAAUGCGCGCGAGGACAGUGCUCUGUAUCAGGAAGAUUGGACCUUCCGAGGAGGAGACACUGGACUACAGUAGCUGUUUAACCCAUCGGCCCGUUGAAAAAGAGCCCUGCAACAACCAGUCCUGCCCCCCUCAGUGGGUUGCUUUGGACUGGUCAGAAUGCACUCCAAAAUGUGGUCCAGGAUUCAAGCACCGGAUUGUUCUAUGCAAGAGCAGUGACCUUUCUAAAACGUUUCCAGCUGCCCAUUGCCCAGAGGAAAGCAAACCUCCUGUCCGCAUCCGCUGCAGCUUGGGCCGCUGCCCUCCUCCUCGCUGGGUGACUGGAGACUGGGGCCAGUGUUCUGCUCAAUGUGGACUUGGACAGCAAAUGAGGACCGUUCAGUGCCUCUCCUAUACAGGGCAAGCAUCCAGUGAUUGUCCAGAAACAGUCCGGCCUCCGUCAAUGCAGCAGUGUGAGAGCAAAUGUGACAGUACUCCCAUUUCCAAUACUGAAGAGUGCAAAGAUGUGAACAAAGUGGCCUAUUGCCCAUUGGUGUUGAAGUUUAAGUUCUGCAGUCGUGCAUACUUCCGACAGAUGUGUUGUAAGACGUGCCAAGGACACUGACCCACAGAGAGCAAGAGAGAAUGCGCCUUGUUAUUUCACCGUGGAGAGGUGUCCAUCAAAGAGAGCCACCCAGAGGAAGGGGAUUGACGUCCUUGCCAAUGCAUUACCCUGUGGA